CAUAACUUGAGACGAAUAUACGCCAUUGAUUGCAUAGAAAAAAGGCUUAAUAAUGGCUCCAAUAAGAGGGAAGAAGAGAUCUAAUGGCACAUCUAUCGAAGUCGCCAAUGUCUUAGGUGCUGGCACUUCCAAGCUGAAGAAGAAGAUACGUGAUAUUGAAAGAUUCAUUACAAAGAAGAGAGAUUCUCUUCCAGCUGAUGUUCUGUUGGAGAAUGAAAGGGCUCUCGAGACGCUCAAAGUGGAGUUGAAGAAUGCCGAGAACGUACAGAGGGUCAAAAAACUGUCUAAGAAGUAUCACAUGAUCAGAUUCUUUGAAAAGAAGAAGGCCUUGAGAAGAUACAAGAAGACUAAGAAGGAAUACGACGAGUUGGUGAGUAGCGAUGCUGAAAAGAAAGAGAUCAAAAAAUCGAGAAAGAAGUUGACACACGCAGAGACAGAUCUCUUGUACGUGGUCAACUUCCCAAGAGAUGUUAAAUACGUUGCUCUGUUUCCUAAUGAAGAUGGUGAUGAAGGGGAGCUUGACGAUAACAAGAAGAGAGGUGCUCAGCAGACGAGCGAAAUCAGAAACGCAUUGAAGAAGGAGAUUGAGCAAAUGAAUAAGACGAAUACACUACCAAUUUCAUUAGAAGAGGUGGUGGAGGGCUCUGUUGUUGAUAAAACUCCAUUGGCCUCAAACUUCGAAACUACAAGAGUACAGGAACUGACAAAGGAAGAACAAGAGGAAGAGGAGGAUGAACUUUUUGAGUAAGAUACCUAAAUAAACAGGUGUAUGUCUAUAUUACUGUGAUUAGCUUUAG
This is a messenger RNA of Williopsis jadinii, 797 nucleotides long. It is a transcript of the gene EFG1, whose product is annotated as Efg1p. The transcript has a single exon. Bases 53 to 748 code for a protein of 231 amino acids. Gene Ontology annotation, cellular component: preribosome, small subunit precursor; nucleolus. The record is from RefSeq and is a predicted model, not a curated record. Lineage: Eukaryota; Fungi; Ascomycota; Saccharomycetes; Phaffomycetales; Wickerhamomycetaceae. Gene Ontology annotation, biological process: maturation of SSU-rRNA from tricistronic rRNA transcript (SSU-rRNA, 5.8S rRNA, LSU-rRNA).